Messenger RNA from Scylla paramamosain (green mud crab), 1712 nucleotides. Its product is annotated as electron transfer flavoprotein beta subunit lysine methyltransferase-like. Gene Ontology annotation, cellular component: mitochondrial matrix. Gene Ontology annotation, molecular function: protein methyltransferase activity. The transcript has 6 exons. The coding region runs from base 105 to 857 and encodes 250 amino acids. Lineage: Eukaryota; Metazoa; Arthropoda; Malacostraca; Decapoda; Portunidae. The record is from RefSeq and is a predicted model, not a curated record.
AAAACAGUACCCAAUAUAAGACGGUCCCAUGAACUGCUAGCAGGUGUUGAUAUUUACGUUCCGUGCAGGGACUAGGUGGUUUCCACAAUUCCAGCUCAAAAAAGAUGGUAGCCUCCAGUGUGGUGAGGCGCCUGGUGGCAUGCCCCCGGCAGCAUGGUAGACGCUCGCUGAGGCAGCAGGUGCGGCAUGUGGUCAGCACACAGGAACCUGAGAUUUUAAAGCAUCAAAUUCUUGCUGAGACAACAGUCAGCAGGGAACACCUCACUCCAGAACUGGCCCUGCACCUCAUUACCCCCACCUGCCGACUCUGGAGGGCACCGCCACAUCUUUCACCAUUUCCAGAUCCAUUCUGGGCCUUCUACUGGCCAGGGGGACAGGCUGUGUCUAGAUUCAUCCUGGAUAACCCAGGGCUGGUAAAAGGCAAGACAGUGCUGGACUUUGGCUGUGGCUGUGGUGCAAGUGGGCUGCUGGCAAAGUCUGUUGGUGCCAAAAAAGUCACCUUCAAUGACAUUGAUGAAGUUGCCAUAGAGGCUGUGCAGCUCAAUGCAAGUAUAAACAAGAUCAUGGUAGAUGAUGUGACCACCACAAACUUAGUGGGGUCAGCUGGCUCCCCUCACCAAGUGGUGCUGGCCGGUGACCUCCUUUAUGACUCCAAGUUUGCAGGGGAGGUGCUCACCUGGCUGCAGGAGGUGAACAGAAGUGGUUCCCUCGUCCUCAUUGGUGACCCGGGAAGGUUUGCACUGGAGGGCCACCCACUCAAGGCCUCACUGCAUUGCCUGGCCAAGUAUGAGCUGGCCCCCACCACCCUCCUGGAGAAUAGUGGGCACCCACAGGCCUUUGUGUGGACUUUCAGCUAGUGGAAAAGGUACCCUAGACUUCCUUUGUGGUGAACAUUUUAAAACAUGAAGUUUAGCUCCUUCAGUCAGGGAUUAUCUGUUCUAUUUGUGCAUUAUUAUCAUGGAAAAUGCAGAAUUCAUGUCUUUGUAGCAAUGUGUUAUAAAAAGCUAGUUACAGAGCCAGUGGAAAGAAGGAGGGACUCCUCUGAUAUUUUUUUUUUAGUUUUUGAAUACUAGAAAGAAACAGUUUAGCAUUUCUACAUAUAUUUUUUAUCAUUCAUUUCUGUUUCAUGGGAAUUGCAGUACAUUUUUAGGAAGUGCCCUUGUGAUAUGUACUCUUAUUGUGCCUUAUAUUGUUAUACUGUUAUAUUGUUGUUAUCUUUCUUAAAUUCUUAAAAGGAUUGGAAGAGGAAGGGGAGAACAAAAUCUUAAGAUAAAAAAAAAGAACUAGUGUAAAAUGUCAGAAAACAACACACACACACACACACACACAUGUGCCCAUGUGCGUGCGUGUGCAUGCACAUGCACAUACGCAAGCAUGUGAGCCUCGGGCAAAGUGAGGGAAAUGGACCCAUGUUCAUCUAGCAGAAAGUUGGAAUGGGAUGUAACACAAGUGGUUAUGACCUCGCUGCCCUGGUGUGUGGUGUAUGAGUGGUCUCAAUCCUACUUAAAGAUCAGCCAGUACAAACUCUGAGUUCUUUCUGUAUGGGAACGGCUGGUUGGGUGACCAGCAGACAACUGUAGGUGAAUGGUACACACACACACAAACACGCACACACACACACACACACACACACACACACACACACACACACACACACACACACACACACACACACACACACACACACACACACACACACACACACACACACA